UCAGCUGUCUACUUUGCUGCUUCAUGAAAUCUGAUUGGCGUUGGUAGGUCACGUGGUGCAGUCAUUUGGACUUUAAAUGGACAACGCCGCGCAACGGCACGAAAUUCAUCUUUUGUGUACUUAUAGAGCAGUUCGCGAUUAAACGUCGCUGUCAAAAUUUUUUUAUUCUUUGUACUUGGAUCUUUAUUUAUAUUGCUUUCAAAUGAGGAGAUAACACAGGUCAGGAUGAGUUGGAUAACGUACGACGAAAAGGUGGCACGAGAGACUUACGAGCAACUAAACAUCACUGGUAUAACGGAAAAUGCAGUUUUUCCGAAAGAGAAAGAGACAGGGAACUAUCGUCCUAAAACAUUAGUUGACGAAACUCUCGAGUACAUUGAUCCUACGCCGAAUAUUUAUACCCUCUUUGUUCAAUUCAAUGCAAAAUUCUUCUGGAAUGUUUUGCUACCUGUGCAAGUCAAGUGGAGUCCAAGAAUGACAUCUUGUGCUGGGAUUUGUUCGUUCCAUCCUAGAAACAGGGAGUGUGUUAUAUCGCUAAGUACACCACUGUUAAAGUUGAGACCCAGAAAAGAUUUAAUCGAGACUUUACUGCAUGAAAUGAUACAUGCAUACUUGUUUCUUACCAAUAAUAAUAGAGACAGAGAUGGGCAUGGUCCAGUAUUUCAGAGUCAUAUGAAAAGAAUUAACCAAGAGGCAGGAACUAAUAUAACUAUCUAUCACUCAUUUCAUGAAGAAGUGAGGCUGUAUCAACAACAUUGGUGGAGAUGUAAUGGGCCAUGUCAAAAGAGAGCACCAUACUUUGGGACUGUAAGAAGAGCAAUGAACCGAGCACCAGGUCCAAGCGACUUAUGGUGGAAGGAACAUCAGUUGACUUGUGGAGGUCAAUUUAUCAAAGUGAAAGAGCCAGAAAAGCCAGAGAAAAUCAAGAAAAAAGGCGAUGCAAAGGGUCGUACUAGUACUAGUACAGUAACUAAACCAUCUGAAAAUAAUAGUUUAACAAACUGGGUGAUAAAGACUGAUAGCAAUAAGGACAAAAAGAUUCCCAAUAAGCCUAAUCAACCACCAAAGGCUAAUGGAAACAAUAUUAAAAAACCAAACGCUCAAUCACAAGACACUGGUUUGAGUAAACCAGUGCCGAAAACAACAAGUACAAAAUCUAAUUCAGUAUCAAAUUUCCAAACUGACUUAACAAAACUAGGCAAUAGUACUAAUAAUGUACAUGGAUGGGGUACAGGAGGCCCUAGUGUUAGUAGUAAUAAACCAAGUCCUAAACCACAAGUAAAAGGUUGGAAUAACACUAAAUCCAAUUCAACAUCAAAUGUCCAAACUGACAUGAAGAAACUUGGUAACGGUACUAAUAAUGUACAUGGAUGGGGCACAGGUGGCCCUGAUGGUAGUAGUAGUAGUUCCAGCAGUGGCAAUAGAAAUUCUACAAACAGUAGCAAUUCUAGCUUGUCUUUCUCUGGUACAUUAGGGGGUGCCGGCACUGGAAGAAGCAUAUUACUAGAUAAAUUUUCCAACACGUCUGCAACUAAUAAUACUCAAAAAACUAGUUCACUGAAUCGAACUAAUAAAACUCAAAAAACUAAUUCAAUGAAUCUAUCAAACUCUAUGAAAACUAGCCCAUUAGUAAAAUCUACAACCAGCACAAACAGCAGUUUCAGUGUUGAAACUGCCUCAGUCAAAACUGUGUUAUGCCCCAUUUGUAACAAAUCUGUUGAUGAAUUAAAAAUUAAUGAACAUCUGGACACAUGCCUUGAUAGUCCGCAAGAGCCAGAAGUUAUUUCAGAUAGUUCACAUAAAAAGAGGAAAAGUGAAGAUCAUUACUCUACAUCAAAUAAGAAACUAAAAGAUGAAAAUCAGCAGACAUCUUCAGAAACAAUAGAUUGUCCUAUGUGCUCCAAAAAAUUACUGCCUGUCAAUUUUAAUGAUCAUUUGCAAAAAUGUUUAUCAAGUGACAUGCUUGAAGAAGAAGAUGAUGUAGUGUCACUUCAUGAUUCUAGCUCUAGUUCUAUAAAUUUACAUGACUCUCCUCAUCAUUGUUUGAUUUGCGAUAAAAAAUUAGAACCUGGCAUGAGUUUGAAUGAACAUUUAGAAGAAUGUGUUGCUUCGGUAUUUAAUGAAAGUAAUGACGAUGAUUUUGAAGAGAAAGACAGCAGUACUGGUGACAAAUCAAUUAAGACUGAGAAGGAAGUUUUGGAACGGUAUCCCUGCCCUAUUUGCAUGUCAUUAAUUGAAGAAUCAUUCAUGAAUGACCACGUUGACAUGUGCUUAGCCAAAUCUAAAUAAGUACAAUUGUUAUGCAGAGUUAAUAACUCUAGGACUAGUGGUUACUUUAUUCCAGCAAAUUUGCUUUAGCUUUCAGUUUUUUACAGUACAUAUUAUGUACACUUAUCAAGCAUAUAUUCACUUAACAUUUUCGUUUUACAUUUCAUAGAUUAGUUCAUGUAUUUUCAGCAACUAGUUCAGGAGUUAUUCAAAGUUCCUAUAUUGUCAAUGUAAAUAUAAAAAAAAAACUUAAAGCCAUGAAAAAUAAUAGGAUCCUGGUGAUACUUUUAAUUUAAACAUAAUUUAUAAUGUUAUAAUAUAAUUUUUUUGUAUCAAAAAUACAUUUUUCUAUAAAAUCGUUAAAAUGUGCGUUGA
Molecule: messenger RNA, 2643 nt
Organism: Nasonia vitripennis (jewel wasp)
Lineage: Eukaryota; Metazoa; Arthropoda; Insecta; Hymenoptera; Pteromalidae
Gene: mh
Product: sprT-like domain-containing protein Spartan
Exons: 5
Coding region: 226-2289 (687 amino acids)
Biological process (GO): DNA repair
Cellular component (GO): nucleus
Molecular function (GO): metalloendopeptidase activity; polyubiquitin modification-dependent protein binding; single-stranded DNA binding
Source: RefSeq, a predicted model, not a curated record